This is a messenger RNA of Coturnix japonica (Japanese quail), 3358 nucleotides long. NCBI's taxonomy places the organism in Eukaryota, Metazoa, Chordata, Aves, Galliformes, Phasianidae. The record is from RefSeq and is a predicted model, not a curated record.
UUGCCUCCCACCUUAGCAAGGAAUACAAAAGCUCACGAGGGAUCAGCAGAUGGAAUGAUGUCUUUGCCUUGUAUCCAUCCCACCCGGGUAGGGAAGAGCUAUUUCUUUUCCCUGCAAUAACUGUCGUUUCUCUCAGCUCCCUGGCUCUCGACAGAAUCCUACUCAGUAGGGCUACAGCCCUUGUGUCCUCCCUGCACGCCGUACUCAGCAGGCAGUUCUCAGCGGCAACCCAGCACGCGUCUGCCCUGUGGACCAGAACGCUCUGUAUUUCUUUUAAGGCACCACCUUAUCAGAUGCGCAAGCUCCUCGGCGUGUGCUUUGUGCCCUUAUUUCCCCUAAUUCGGGCUGGGAGACAUUCAGCUCCCGAUGCUUGUCGAAUCGAAGUGUCUGUUGAGCGCGACAAGAGGAAGAUGCGGAGGGGGGAUGCAGGAUCGACGUUGCUCCCUGAAAGAGGCAUAUUAAUAACACUGAUGCACGGCCAAUUAGCAGGAGGAGCCAGGUCCAGCCCUCGUGUCUGCGUGCUAGUGAUUUAUCGGCAGUAAUUACCGAGGCACUUAAUGCUUAGUUUGGAUGGGAAUUAAUUCGAGGCCAGAUAAAUAAUGCAUUACAGUUUAUUUAGCCCCACGUGAAGCGUCGCCCCCGAGGCAGAGCUGGGAGCGGAGCGGCGGAGAGCGGCUGGCGAUGCACGGGGCGGCGGCCGGGCAGGAGUAUGCUGAGCCCCAGGAUCCGGCAGGCCAAGAGAGCCCGAUCUAAGAGUUUGGUGAUGGGUGAGCAGAUUGGGCCUCCCUCUAGACCUUCUUCUCCUAACCCUCAAGAACGUGUGGUCAAGUGUGGCUGGCUGAAGAAACAGAGGAGCAUUAUGAAGAACUGGCAGCAGCGUUGGUUUGUGCUGCGUGGAGACCAACUCUUCUAUUAUAAGGAUGAAGAGGAAACUAAACCUCAGGGUCUCAUUCUGCUGCAAGGCAAUCAAGUGAAUGAACUGCCACCUAAUCCUGAUGAGCCUGGAAAACAUCUAUUUGAAAUUGCCGCAGGUGGUGCGGGAGACCGGGAAAAGAUGCCUGUCAAUCAUGAAGCUUUCCUGCUCAUGGCUAAUUCCCAGAAUGAAAUGGAAGACUGGGUGAAAGCUAUCCGACGAGUUAUAUGGGCUCCGUUUGGUGGAGGUAUUGCAAAUAGCUCACAUGCACAUAAAUUAAAACAUUUGCCUCAAGGGAUCUUUGGACAGCGAUUGGAGGACACUGUGCAGUAUGAGAGGAAGUAUGGCCAGCGGUUAGCCCCACUGCUGGUAGAACAGUGUGUGGAUUUUAUUCGGGAGCGAGGUCUUACAGAGGAAGGACUCUUUCGGAUGCCUGGCCAAGCCAACCUUGUCAAAGAUUUGCAGGAUUCUUUUGACUGUGGAGAGAAGCCGCUCUUUGACAGCAACACGGAUGUUCACACUGUGGCGUCCCUCCUGAAGCUUUACCUCCGAGAGCUGCCAGAGCCUGUCAUCCCCUUUGCCAAAUACGAAGACUUUCUUUCUUGUGGACAGCUACUCUCAAAAGAUGAGGGAGAGGGUACUCAGGAACUGGUUAAGCAGGUGAAGAACUUGCCCCAGGCCAACUACAACCUCCUGAAAUACAUAUGCAAGGGGGGCUUUUCAAGGUUCCUUGAUGAAGUUCAGGCUCACUCCAGCGUUAACAAGAUGAGUGUUCAGAACCUAGCUACAGUAUUUGGACCAAAUAUAUUACGACCCAAAAUGGAAGAUCCAGUGACCAUGAUGGAAGGCACCUCACUGGUUCAGCACUUGAUGACGGUGCUGAUAAGUGAACAGGGGAGAAUCUUUGCUGUCCCUCAGGCAGAUGUGCCAGGGAGCCAACUGGAAAUCAGACCUGUGCGUCCACGCAACACUGUGGAGUGGAUCUCUGAGGAGGAUGGAGAGGACAGCAGGUCAGAAAACAAUGUUCCUAGCCCUGCUGAUCUGCCUUCUGACAAUGCUGUGGCACUGGAGGCCACCCCUGGACCUGCAUUGAAAAACACCCCUCCGGAGCACAGCAGCAAGUUGGCUCAGCCUGCCACCAGCCCAAGCAAAAGAGUGCAGACGCUACCUCCGUGGAAAUACUCCUUCCGCCAACAGGGAGCAAGGUCUGGGAGCCCAAAGCUGGGCAGCUCAUCCCUAGAUAUCCCCAAUCUCUCCUCCAGUGGAAACUGGCUGAUGAAUGGACUGUACUCUCUCCGAGGCCACCGCCGGACAGCCUCUGGGGAACGAGUUAAAGACUCUUGUUCUUCUCAGAGACUUUCAACUUAUGACAAUGUCCCUUCAUCCAGCCUCUCUCUCAGCACACACAGUAUAGGCAGCACCACAUGGUCUACAUCAUCAUGUGAGAUCUCUGUGGUGGACUCGGUCAGCAGCUGCCCAGCCUGUCGGGCCAGUGAUUCUUCAGCUUUAAGCUCUCUCCAAACCGAGUGGAUGACUCAGGGCUCACUGUCUCAGAGUGAGGUCAAGACUCCAGAUCUGGAGAACAGCAUCGACAGGUUAGAAGCCUGCAGCAGCAGCAGUGAGCAGAGCAACCUAGCUCCAGCUUCCAGAGACUCUGUCAGAUGCUCUAGGGCCUUACAGAGCUUGGUGGUAGAGCUAAAGACAGAACUGAGCAAACAGAGGACUGAGUACGAGACCAGUAUCAAAAGAAUUGAAGAAGCAAGUGCAGACCUGAGGAAGCAAGUGGUUAGGUUAGAAGAAGAACUGGACCAAGAACGAAAGAAAUACACAAUGCUGGAGAUAAAACUGAGGAAUUCUGAGCGUGCACGGGAAGACGCAGAGAAGAGGAAUCAUCUCCUGCAGAAGGAAAUGGAAGAGUUUUUUUCAACAUUAGGAUGUUUAACUGGUGGGAGUCAAAGUGCUAAAGUUCCCAAAUAGAACAACCUGAUGUACGUCACAGAAAACUCUAUUUCUGGCAAAUCCAGUGAAAAUGUACAUUUUGUUACGUUACGCUCAUGUAUCAUGGGUAACUCUGCAGUAAUUGUGCUCUCAGUGACAUGUGCUCUGUUGUCUUUUCAUGUUCUGUAAUAUUAGGGCCAGCUGGGAAAAGACUGCUAAACGUAAUGCUUGAACGUUUAGAUUUCAGAUUGCCAAGAAAGAGUGGACACAGUUUCUAUCCACAGGUCAAAAGGUUCUGGUCUCCAUUGCUGUACUCGUUGCGUUUUUGGAUUCCCUGCACCUUCCUUUUGCUGGGUCAGGGACAAUGCAGAGGCAUGGAAGAUGGGUGAGACCUGGGAGAACCACAGUUCCAGAAAGUCACCAUGUUCAGCGUGACUUAGCAUAUGGAUUGAAAAUAAGGUUUUUUCCUCCCUGCUCUCUACAUAAAGUUUGUUCAGAUUUCUCAUU